AUGGCUGAUCAGGAAGUGGAUUUGGAUUCCAUCAUCGACCGCCUGUUGGAGGUGAGGGGUAGCCGUCCGGGCAAGCAGGUCCAACUGCUGGAGUCCGAGAUCCGUUAUCUCUGCACCAAGGCCCGAGAAAUCUUCAUCUCGCAGCCUAUUCUUUUGGAGCUGGAGGCCCCCAUCAAGAUCUGCGGUGACAUUCACGGCCAAUACUACGAUCUUCUGCGCCUUUUCGAAUACGGCGGUUUCCCUCCCGAGGCUAACUACCUCUUCCUCGGUGACUACGUCGACCGCGGCAAGCAGUCCCUCGAAACUAUCUGCCUCCUUCUCGCGUACAAGAUCAAAUACCCCGAGAAUUUCUUCAUUCUGCGUGGCAACCACGAGUGCGCCUCCAUCAACCGUAUCUAUGGCUUCUACGACGAGUGCAAGCGACGAUACAACAUCAAGCUGUGGAAGACUUUCACUGAUUGCUUCAACUGUCUGCCCAUUGCUGCCAUCAUUGAUGAGAAGAUCUUCACCAUGCACGGUGGUCUGAGCCCAGACCUCAACUCCAUGGAGCAGAUCCGCCGUGUCAUGCGUCCCACUGAUAUUCCUGACUGUGGCCUCCUUUGCGAUCUUCUGUGGUCGGAUCCCGACAAGGAUAUCACGGGUUGGAGCGAAAACGACCGUGGUGUCUCAUUCACAUUUGGCCCUGACGUGGUGUCCCGCUUCCUUCAAAAACACGAUAUGGAUCUGAUCUGCCGUGCGCACCAAGUUGUGGAGGAUGGAUAUGAGUUUUUCUCAAAGCGGCAGUUGGUCACGCUAUUCAGUGCGCCCAACUACUGCGGUGAAUUCGACAAUGCUGGUGCGAUGAUGAGCGUUGACGAGAGUUUGCUCUGCUCCUUCCAGAUCCUGAAACCAGCAGAAAAGAAACAAAAGUACGUCUACGGGGGCAUGAGCUCCGGCGGGCCCGUCACUCCUCCGCGCAAGCAAAAGAAGAAAUAA
Molecule: messenger RNA, 975 nt
Organism: Penicillium macrosclerotiorum
Lineage: Eukaryota; Fungi; Ascomycota; Eurotiomycetes; Eurotiales; Aspergillaceae
Gene: glcA
Product: type 1 serine/threonine-protein phosphatase catalytic subunit GLC7
Exons: 4
Coding region: 1-975 (324 amino acids)
Cellular component (GO): cytoplasm; nucleus
Molecular function (GO): protein serine/threonine phosphatase activity
Source: RefSeq, a predicted model, not a curated record